AUGGCCCCGACGGGCUUCGUGGGCGACCUAGCUAACAAGAUCCUAGAGGCCAACGCAGCGGGCAACAUCAUAGACAAGCUAGAGCAAGGCAACAAGCUUGAGCAAGACAUAUUGGCUCUCGAAGCUCUCGAAGACGGAGAAAUCACGUGGGAGAUGGGGACAGACAGAGCGCGCCUGCUGGAACACGAGUCCAGGUCGACCGCGAUGCUGGACCGCAAACACCAGAUCGUCACGGACUGCAACAAGCCGCACCUGGAGUUCGUGAAGCAACGCAAAGGGGGCCCGAAGGUAGACUUAGGCUCGCCAGCAGCACAAGCGGCCUACUCAAUUCUGCUCGUCUUGGUUACCUGGCCCUCCAAGGACACUUCGGACAGGCGUUUGAAGAUGGUUUUCGGCAAACGAGGCCAGCCUCAGAAGAGCAGAUUUAUAUUCAAGUUCCUCGGGCAGGCACUGAUGCCACACAGCAAAGAGGAUCAGGAGGCAAUGCUGCGAGCUAUCGACGACCCCUGCCACGCCCUCCACGUGGAAACGCCUCUGGAGAUCACGGCAGCCGCUCUGCUGAUCAAGGGGAGAAUCAUCCAGAUAGAGGCCACGAUAGGAGAGAUUGUGAGGCACGCGGGAGGGAAUAUCACAGUGAGCAAGGCGUUGGACAGUGCUGCGGACGUCUUCGACAACAUUCCGGGUGGCGUUGUCAAGCGCUUCCCGAGUAUUGUGAUGGAUGGCCAGUCCGAAAAGCCAAUCGAAUUUAUUGAGAGGCAGUGGGCCAAAGCUCGCUGCGGUGGCCUCAGCUACCUGGCGAUCGGAGACGGCAGCAGGGCCCUGCGCAACGACUUCUACCCCGGGGCCCGCGAGCUGAGCGAGGCCCAGAUCGCCGACCUGCGACGCCACGUCUUCACUGAGCUGGCCUGCGACGCAAAACUGUCUUCGGAGGGCGGGCAGCUGACCAUGUUCGUCGAAGGCCUGGGCGCCCAGGACCUCCAGAGCCGGCGCGGCGCGCUAGGGACCGCCCUCGCCGACGUGUACGGCUACGGGAGCUGCCGCGUGGCCGAGGUCGGCGAGGUCCCCCCGCCUGCGGCGAGCGGGAAGGUGCGCGCCCUGUCCCAGCAGGCGUGGCCGGAGUCGCCCGGCCUGGUUAUAUCCUUCCACGGAGAAUGCACCACAAAGUGCCCCAGCCACGACGCCGUGACCGUGGAGCGCCUCAAGGAG
Messenger RNA from Prorocentrum cordatum, 1206 nucleotides. Lineage: Eukaryota; Dinophyceae; Prorocentrales; Prorocentraceae. The record is from the annotation of a GenBank genome assembly.